AUUUGAAAUUCUGUAGUGAUGUACUAAUCAUGUUUGUGUAUAGAUACGCCAAUAUGGCGGCCCGUGCAGAGCAGAGGACUUGGAGACAGAAUGCGGAAAGUAUCACGAACUAAGUAAAGUAAGCGUAAAAGGAUGAGGUUACUCCAUUAGAAGUUGAAUCCUCAUUUAGGAAAUAGUUUUAGCCAUUUGCAAUGGAGCGACUGCAGCCAGUUUUCGGAUCUCCACAGUAUGUCAGUUACAGUCUUACAAGCCUUGCAGAAGGAAGUGAACCAAUAAGUGAAGCAGAGGAAAUCAAAGAGGUCAAGACCUUACACGCACGAGGCAUACAAGCAGCAAAGAUAAAUGAUUUCAAGGAAGCUCUUACACUUUUUGAUGAAGCUUUGGAGAUUAAUGAGAAAGAUGCAGCUGUGCUACAUGCUCGUUCCCUAGUGGGUCUUCAGAUGGGGAACUUUGAUGCUGCUUUACAGGAUGCAAAGUAUCUCAUCAACAUAGAACCUCGCAGUUCACAGGGAUAUGUUGUUCAAGGCCUAGCACUUCAGUACUUGGGUAGAUACCAAGAAGCCUUGAACUCCCUUUUAACAGCACUUGACUUUGAUCCUCAAAACACUGACACCCUGACCAGCCACAUUGUUUCAACUGUGUCAAAGAUAUGUAAAAUCCCUAAAUCUCUGUCCAAGACUUUAAAAGCUAUGGAUGCAUACAGCAAACUGAGUGAGGUCGGAGUGAUCUUGUUUCAGGGGACACAAUAUGAGAUGUGUAUCCAGGUCCUUGAAGCUGCACAACAGUUUCAGACAAAUCAGAAGGGAAUUACCAUGCGCAUAUUACUGACACUGGCCAAUGCCAAAUCAAAACUAGGAUUGUGGCAGCAAGCUAUCAGUCUAUACCAGGAAUGUCUCACAAUAGCUGUUGCAACCCAUGAACAGAUAUAUCAGACUAAGGCCUUGGUAAAUAUUGCAACACUGCACUUGGAAUCAGGGGACACUCAUCAAGCCCUUCUUUACUACCACAAACUUCUGUGUUUGGAAGCAGAACUACUUUCAGAGGCUGGAAGCACUGAUGCAAUGCCAGAAUUCUGGAGCAAAGAACUUCACCGAGGACUCCAUCUGAAUAUGAGCAUUGCUUACAAGACCAUUGGAAACAUGUCUGCAGCUAUUAUACAUGCCCAGCAGUUUGUGAAGUUAGUGGCAAUGCAUGGAGUUGAAGGUCAUGUACAGGCAGAAUCAUAUCAUAAUAUGGGAAUGCUGCAUGAAAUACUUGGGGACCUUCCAGCAGCACAGCACUGUUAUGAAGAAUACUUAACAUCCAUAGCAAGUUCGGAUAGACGCAGCAUGGCGCAGGCUUAUGGCUGUCUUGGGGGCAUGUAUGGUGUAUUGUGCAACUGGUCUUUAUCCAUAACUUACCACCAACAGCACAUUGCAAUGGCAGAAGAGUUAGGGGACCAGAAAAUGAUUGCCAUGGCCAAUGAAAUGCUUGGUGACACCUAUAUGCUGAAAGGAGAGUAUGAAAAGGCAAUCAAGCAGUAUGAAACAGCUUCCAAUUUCUGUUCACAUAGUGAUUUCAGGACGAAAGCUAGCAUGCUAUGCAAAAUGGGUCGUGGCUAUCGAGCCCUUGGUCGUAACCAACAUAGUCUCUUUUGCCUUGAGCAGACCUUGGCGAUGGCAGAUGACCAUGACUUUGCAGAUGUGCGCAUGAUGGCACAGUAUCAUCAGGCCUGCAUCCUUUGCACCUCUACUCAGCUUCAAGACAUAGAGCAAGCACAAAAAUCGUUUAUCAAGCUCAUCCCAUUCCUUGAGAAAAAGAUUUCUGAACAUGAAGAAGAGAAAUCUCAUUGCCCAAAAGAAUACCAUGAUCAGCUCUCUGAGUGCUACGAUGGAAUGUUGAGUGUGCUAUCUAGAAUUGGAAACAAAGAAGAGUGCCUUCAGUAUGCAGAGGCUCACAGGAAAAGAAGCCUCACCCAGCUGCCCAACUAUCAUGCUGUUUGCAAAGGGGUUGCCCAUUACCAGGAAAUGCAUUGUAAGGUGUGGACUAUGGAACACAUACAUCGUACAGUUUCCCAGCAAAAUAGUACUGUAUUAUAUUACUCCUUGCUGGACAAUGCUUUGCUCAUGUGGGUGCUACAACCAGGCACUGGACUUGUCCGAUUCUACUCAGGCCGUUCACCGAAACAAGUCAACAUACGAACACAGGUUUCUAAACUGCUGGAUGAAUUGCUUGAUGAAAGAUGCCACCCAGACAACCUUACCAAAUGUGAAAACAGGGCACUUCCACUUCAAAAUGCCACCCUACGCUACCUGCAAAAACAGAACCUGCAGCGGCAACAGAUGCAAAAGGUGGAAUGUGAAGUAGAAACAGAGACGGCACCAAGAAAGUCUCCACAGCGUCAGCUGUAUGACACACUCCUGGCACCAGUGGAAGAUAUUUUGUUGAAGAUGGAGGAGCCAAGAUAUCUGACUAUCAUACCAGAUAAAGAACUGCAUCACUGCCCUUUUGCAGCCCUUCAAGACUGGCAGGGUACCUAUGUUGGUAAACGUUUCAGCCUUAGUUAUGUGCCUUGUAUACUGCUGCUAGAUCGAAUAAUCCAGAAUGAACAAACAGCAAUGCGUCUGCAUGAUGACCUUGACUUUGAGCGCAGCCAGACAUGCAAAGGUGGUCUGCAGAGGCAGAUGACACAGGCUGGUACCUUCUUGUCUUUGAGCCCUGUCAUCAAUGUCUCCAUGGAGACCAGCAGUGCAAGUGAUAGGAUCAACUCCAGGCAAGUGUCUAACCCACGCUUGCUGACAUCUGGAGCCACCUUCUUGUCUAAAAACUCCAACACUGGGAUCCCAGCAGCAAGCAGAGAGACAACACGCCUGUCUUUGCUCAGUGCUUGCCACUUGUCAUCUGUGCCAGAGAAGAUUAAGACCCACCAUCUGCCAGGGACACCUACCGCUCCAGACAGAAUGCUGAGCGCACACACAUACUCCACUCUAACCACACGGACCUCAACAGGAACUGACAUCACAACAUCAACACAGGUUGUCACAACUUUCAAACAGCUUAGUAACAAGGACACGUGUGUUGUCUUUGGAGCACCCUCAUUGCCAGAGAGUGUUCUGGUACAUGGACGGCCUUGGAAAAGUGGAGACCUUGCUGCAGCUAAGCGAGAGCUUAGGAUGGUUGGGGAGAUGCUGGAUGUUGAUCCCAUUAUUGGUGAUGAAGCUACCAAAGGACAGUUUCUCAGAGAUAUUCAAGAGGCUUCCAUCAUACAUAUUGCCACGUUUGCCUGCCUUGAAGAGGGAAUAUUGGUUGUAACCCCUGAUGCGAAUCAGGUGCAGUUCAGUGCAGAAGACACCUCCCACCUGAUUACUGUGGAGGACAUUUUGACUUGCACACUGCAUGCUCAGCUGGUCGUGAUCAGUGCUGGAUUUAAUCCUGCUCGAAAAAAUUUUAUUGAUGCUCGCUUCCGUCUUCCAUCAGUUUUUCUGGCAGCUGGAGCCCAGAGUGUUCUAGUAUGCCAGUGGCAGGUGCCUGAUGCUGCUGCUGAAAAGUUCUUCUACAGUUUCUAUCGUCACCUGCAGUCUAAAGGCAAACUGUUGAGUAGCUUUGCUUGUGCUGUUGAAGACUUACAGAAUGAUGACAGGUUUAAAUCAGUCUGGGUGUGGGGAGCAUUUACUCUCAUUGGGCGAGAUUUGCAGGUCAACCUGAAGCAGCUACAGCAUGCCAAACUUGACCAGCAGAUUGAUCGAGUGGAGCAAGAAGUCCAGGAUAACAGUACCAAAGAAUUACUCAAUCCGAAAUCUGCAAUUCCACAUGUGGAAAGCAAAGCUGAGAACUUGGAGAAACUUCAGCAGUACCUCUUGGAUUUGAUAUGCCAUCAGCAUCACCAGCCUAAGGUCAUCCCUGCUCUUAUUGAUACACUUGAUGCUGCUCUCAAACGACUGCAUGUUGAAGAGAACAACCAGGUGACUGCACAGCUGACCACAGAGGCCUCUGGCAGUAUGCCUGCCAUCCAGCUGCUGAAGCGACUCGGCUUUCACUUCCAGGCUCGAGGCAGUCAGCUGACAACUCCUUACAUUGUCUUCCCUCACUGGAAUACUGAUGAUUUGUUGAUUCCUGCAUAUGAUGCCCUUCGUGCUGUGUCAGAACUGGUGUCAGAGCCCAGAAUUAUGAAAGCAUUGUGUGGCUGCCUGCCCUUGUCACAAGAAAACAUUUCACUGUUGAUAGACUUGAUAAGCAUCACCAAGCAUGCUGCAGAAGUUCAGCUGAAGGUGCGUGAUCUAUCUGUUCGGCCAUUGUGGCAAACGUCACACUUGCGGCAGCUGCUGUUGUCAGUUGGUUUUCACCAGAUUGGCCUUCUUCUGGCCUUUAAUGGAACGCCAAGAAACAAAAAGAUGCUGACAUCACUGCUGCAGUUGCUGCUAGCCAUGUCAUGUUACAAGAGUCAGACACUGCUUUAUCAUCUGGAUGUAAAUCUUCUGGGACAUGACUCAGCAUCUAAGAGCUCUGCAAGCACAGAUUUUGCCAAGAUGCCAUCUCUUACUCCACUCCUUCUGCCAAGAAACCAGCUACGGAUGAGUACGCCAUGGUUAAGCACUGUAGAACAUCAGGAUGAGAUGCUGGAGAAACUCAGACUGGCAAAAAGCAAGUCUGAUUUGUCAGACACCUUGCACAGACAACUGGAGCAUGCUAAAUCUUGGCAUCAGACCACUGUUGUAGCCCAGGCCGACGAGCGUCUCAGCAACUAUGGGAGACCAAAACAUUUGCCAUCAAAGGUCAAGGUUAUGCCUGGAUCCACAGCUUCGCAAGAGCGAAUACCUCUCACUCGAGAACCAGUCCUUGUGCUUCAGGACAUUGAUCAGCGUCGAGAUUAUGCUCAUCAUGUUUUGCAUGAACGCUUAGAAAACAUUAACGGUCGUUAUCGUGAACAAGUCAUGAAGUUGUUCUUACCCUACAUAAGAACAUGAUGUAUGAUGGUACAGGUAUUAUUAACAUUUCCUGGCAUAGACUCCAUUGGAAGCACUGAAGACACAGAACAGUAAAACUAAAGUAUCAAAUCUGAGAAAAGAACGAGAUUUUAACUCCAUGGCAUCUUCAGUUAAAAAUGGAAUGAGAAAUUGCAUGUACACUUAAAUUAGAUAUUUGAUAUUAAUGAUCACAGUUAAAUGUUUGACGUGUUAAAAUAGUGGGGAUAAAAGUUUGUAUUUAUAUAUACUUGUUUAAAUCAUAGGCAUGAUGUAUUAUUAAAGAAACAUAAUAAAGUUUGUUUUUGUUUACAACAUUUAUAGAUCUGAACAAUUUUUUUUGUCAGCUGCUUUACGAAUAGUCUGUUUUGAUUGUUUUGGGGUGUUUGCUGUUUAGAAGCUUCAGGAAUCUUACUGUAGCACUCUCAUUUUUUUUUUCUGUAAGCAGUUAAACAAAGGUGACACAACAAAAGUCGUUUUAUUUUUAUAUGGUGAGGUACAGGUGCAGGUGUGCAAUAAGUGGAUAAAUGUUAUAAAUUCAUAUUACAUUUUGAUGUAACAAAACAAGUGUUAAGAUAUUUAUCUUCAGGGAAAAAAUCCAAUUCUGAAUUAUUUUAACAUUUCAGAAUUAUAGUUCGUUGAUCACAUGUAUACAGUUUAAAGUUGCUCUAAAUGUUUCUUGUACAAGCAUGCACUAUAUAAAUAUUUGUACAGGCAUUUCUUUAUUAUGUAACAUUAAAAUUUUAAUAUCAUGUUUUAAAAGGUAUUGAAAACAGCAGUAUAGUUUAAAGUGAUAUUUCUAUUUAGGCAAAGCUAUUACAUCUGCUGUAUUCAUUUUUAUAACUUAAGUGUGAUAUUUGAAAAGUACAAUUUGUGUUUACAGUUAUGAAUUCUGUAGAAAAAUAUAUCAUUUUGUUUUCUUGGCUUCCAUUUUUUUUUAAAUGAGCGUGUGCGUGAGAGAGAGAGUAUGCAUAUAAAGGUUAUAAAUGUCAUAAAAAAAUAUAUAAAAGGACAAAAUGUAACAUCAAAGCUAAAUAACAAAACAAGGUCAUCAGUUUUUCAGAAACAAAUGAUGAACAUUCAAACGUGAUAAAGCACUUCGGUAUAUGUGUAUUAAUAUGCACACCACACACAUUUGAAUGUACUUGCAUGCGCACACACCUCUUGUGGAGCUGAGUUGUAACAGUAUGGAAUUAAGAAAAUACUUUGUGGAUCUGAGUUGUAACAGUCUGAAAUGAAGCAAAAUACUUUGCGGAGCUGAGAUAUAACAGUUUAGAAUCAAGUAAAAUAGAUCUCUCUUCAUUUUAUGUCAAGGGAUCUUGACAUGAGAUUUUUUUAACAAUUAAAAUGCAUCAUAAAAUUAAAAUAUUAAUAAAAAAAAUAGUAACACUGCAUAACAAGAACUACAUUCUUGCCACAAUCAAGAGGAAGAAGCUUAACCAUGUGAAAUAUCAAACAGUCUCACUAAGACUAAUCUGUAAGACAUGGUGAAAGGAGGCAGAAGGCAUUUGUGUGGGUAAGCAUUCACACAAGUGUGUGUGGAUGUGUUUAUGUGUUGUAAGAGCAGGGGUAGACUACUUAAUUUUUUAAAUACCUUCCUUGGUCAGUUUCUGUUUUGGGAUUCUGUAUGCCUAGCCUAGCUAGUAGCAUGAAGGGUGGAAAUCCUGGCCACAGGCUGAAAUUCCAUGCUAUACCAACAUCGUAAUUAUGGUUAAAGGGCAUGCCUGCAGGCAAUGCAACAAACCUAUUUAGACAGCUUUACUUGUUUGCAGUGCAAGGAUAAGAUAUAACUUACACUGGAAUGCACACAAAUACCUUAUUUAAUUUUUUAAAAUAAGGGCAGAAUAAGCAUGUAAGGU
Molecule: messenger RNA, 6799 nt
Organism: Pomacea canaliculata
Lineage: Eukaryota; Metazoa; Mollusca; Gastropoda; Architaenioglossa; Ampullariidae
Product: tetratricopeptide repeat protein 28-like
Molecular function (GO): protein binding
Source: RefSeq, a predicted model, not a curated record